Nicotiana attenuata is the source of this 579-nucleotide messenger RNA. Its product is annotated as FBD-associated F-box protein At5g18780-like. Lineage: Eukaryota; Viridiplantae; Streptophyta; Magnoliopsida; Solanales; Solanaceae. The record is from RefSeq and is a predicted model, not a curated record. Bases 1 to 579 code for a protein of 192 amino acids. Gene Ontology annotation, molecular function: protein binding. The transcript has 2 exons.
AUGGAAGGGAGAAGCGAUGUGGACCGAAUUUCCAAAUUGCCAGAGCCAAUUUUGCAGCAUAUCUUGUCUUUCCUUGUUGCUAAAGAUGGCGCUCGAAUGAGUACAAUGUCCAAGGUAUGGGAUAGUGCUUGGAAUUCACUCUCCUACUUAAAUUUUGGUGAUAAAUUCCUUAACUCAGAAGACAUGCCAAGGCUCGUGAAUGUUGUGAAUCAAUCUCUAGCAAACAGCUUGCCCGACGCAAUCUUUGCUGCUAAAGCACUAAAUGUGCUGCGUUUGGAUGGAUUUAAUAUUGAAUUGCCUUGUGAUUGUAUAAAGUUUUCAUCUUUGCGAGAGUUGCGCCUCUCUGACGUAUUUUUGAACGAGGAAUUUAUUCAGUCUCUGUGCACAAACUGCUGCAAUUUAGAGGAUUUGUAUUUGCAGAACUUUGAUGGACUUACCAGUUUUCGAGUUGGUAAUACUUCUUUACCUAAAAUGAAAAAGGUAAACUUGGAAUUUUGCCCUUUUGUAUUCCAAUUGGUUGAUAUUGCAGCAAUUAAUCUUGAAGAUCUACAGCCUUUAUGGGAAUCUAAAGGUAGUUAA